Eublepharis macularius is the source of this 4779-nucleotide messenger RNA. It is a transcript of the gene ALS2CL, whose product is annotated as ALS2 C-terminal like. The transcript has 26 exons. Bases 87 to 2909 code for a protein of 940 amino acids. Lineage: Eukaryota; Metazoa; Chordata; Lepidosauria; Squamata; Eublepharidae. The record is from RefSeq and is a predicted model, not a curated record.
CGCAGAGGCUCCGCUUGGCACGGGGCUGGGCGGCCGGCGGCUUCGGGGUCCCUGGACGGGAUGGUCGGCUUCGCCUCGGGGGCGACAUGAGCAUCGCAGAAGUGGCGACCUCGUUGCUAAGAACGGAAGAAACAUUCUCUGCAUACCUGGCACGGAUCAACAACGUCAUCCUUCAGCCCCUGCUACAAUCAGGCUCUUUUGAGAAUUCGGAUCUCUUCUUGCUAUUGAACAACCAUUUCCAAGUUCUCUGGGGCUUGACAGAAGAGAACUGCAGAACCCUCAAGGAAGCCUUCAGUGCUUCAGAAUCCGUCAGUGUCCAAGACGUCUAUCUAGUCUGGAAAGCUGACUUGUUCCUUGAUCGAUACAUCCAGUAUUUCUCCACUUUUGCCACCUGCGCUGUACUCCAGGGGUUUGAACAUGCUGCUAAGAAUAAAAGUGAGGUCUGGAAGUCGCACAAGCCAGCCUUGCAGCAGUUCCUCGCUGACUUCUCCCUGGAUGCCUCGAUAGCGGUGGCUCUCCAUACGGUGUUGCACAAGCCCUUCCGGGAUCAGCUCCAGCAAUACAGUCUCAUCUUCUCUAAGCUCGAGGGAGCUGCUGGCCAGUGUCCGGAGAGUGAAGCAAUCGCUGAUGCGACCCAAAAGUUUGCUAAGUUGCUGUCUUUCGUCAGCCAAGUGUUGGAUGAAGCUUGUCUUACCAGAAGCCUCUGGAAAUCGCUGGGGCACAAAUUCACAGAUGUUCUCUGUAUUGCUGAACGCAGGCUGCUAGAAGAUAGCCGAAAUCUUACAGUCUAUGCCAGCACAGGCCGAUCUGACCGCGUUCUGCUCUUCAAUGAUAUCCUUGUGCUGAUCCAGGGGAGCAAUUUCCGAAGUCUCGAUCUGAAGCUCGUGUGGGUCGACGUGGCUGAGAGAGACGUGGGGAAAUACGCUCUGCGCAUUGCUGCACCAGAGGAAGAGUUUUUCCUUUUAGCCAAAGACCUCAAAGCACGGGCCGUCUGGCAGUGGAAGUUGAAUCAAGCAGUGCGACAAGCCUUGAAUGGGAAGAGAGACUUUCCGUUGUGGAGCAGAGAUGGGGACGGAAGCGACCCUCCACACUGCCGCCACUUCUCUUUCACUUUCAGGGCGGAGGGGCGGCUGAAGAAUGCGGUUUAUGAUGGAGAAUGGUGUUUGGGUAGACCGCACGGCAAGGGGACCCUGACGUGGCCAGAUGGCCGGAACUAUGUUGGAGACUUCAAAGAAGGCUUGGCACAUGGGUUUGGGAUCUACCUUGUCCCCUGUGUGUCUGAAGAUCACUACGACUGUUACAAAUGCCACUGGCAAGAAGGCAAAAUGAGUGGUUACGGUAUCUGUGAGUACGGCAAUGAGACGGUCUACAAAGGGUAUUUUAAGGACGACAUGCGUCAAGGGUUUGGCAUCUUGGAGAAGGCUUCUUCCACUAAGCACUCGUUUAAAUACACAGGACACUGGGAAAACGACAAACGAAGCGGUUACGGCAUUUGGGAUGAUAAGGAGAGGGCAGAGAGAUACAUUGGGAUGUGGCAUGAAGACCAGAGACACGGAGCGGGAAUUGUGGUCACGCAGUCCGGUGCAUGCUAUCAAGGGACGUUCCACUCGGAUACGAUGGUGGGCUCUGGGACGCUUCUUUUGGAAGACGAUUCUGUCUACGAGGGGAACUUCACAGCAGACUUAACUUUUGUCGGGAAGGGCAAACUAACCUUUCCCAAUGGCUUCACCCUGGAAGGAACCUUCAGCAACAGAUCCAGCCAAGGCUUGCACACUCAAGGGAUCCUGAACACCUCUGGAGAACAACAGGAUGAGCACAUGGCCAAGCUCCAGCUGGGUCAGAAGGAAUUCCCCGUGGAGAUGAGGUGGGAAGGACUCCUCAACCAGUUCCUGGAGUACAUCCGAUUGGGAUGUCAAGGAGACAUGGAGGAAGCUUUCACGGGGUUCCAUGUGCAGACAAGCAAAGAGCUGCGGAAGUCUCAGGAGUACCUGUUUUGCCAAAGAGAGAACGAAGAGGUUCCAGGGAAGGUGGAUGUCCUUGAAGACAUAAUUGCCCAUCAAGAGGAGGAAACCUUGCAAUCCUACUUGGAACGGGCUUUCCAGAAUUCUCUGCACCCCUUAGGAAAGCUGCUGAAGGCUUUGACUUUGGCGUUCCAGGCCACUUACUCGACGAUUGGCGCCAACAAGCACCUUCUGAACAUGGCGCAAGAGGAGGUCAAGCAUUACGCCCAGAAAAUAUGGGAAGUCUACCUGGGUUUUCUUCAUCUUGCCUCGGAGCGCAAAGGUCAGGCGUAUGCUGAAGACCUGGAGAACAGUGGCCUGAAUGGACCCAGUGCCGUCUUGCCCCUCAUCCUGCCUUCCUUCUAUCCGGAUCUUUUUAUGUUGUACAUGCUGUAUCAUGAGAAGGAGGACGACCUCUACUGCCAGGGGAUUGUAGAUCUGAGCCAGGAAACAGAUGUGAAGCUUUUGGAGUUCCUGGAUGUCCGAAAACAUUUUUGGCCCCUCAAAGAUCUUACACUAACGAAACAUCAGAGACGCUCUCUUGUCAAGGACCGGUGCUUCCUUUCUGCUACUGACUGCCUGCGGAAUCUAAUCACAACGGUUGACCCCCAGGAAAAACUAGACAUACUCCAAAAGACAUAUGACGAGAUUGCAAAAACGAUCUCUCGGCUGCUGGGGGAAGAAUUUAACCCAUCGAUGGACGAUCUGUUGCCACUCCUGAUGUAUGUUGUGACUCGAGCAAGGAUACAACGUUUAGGAGCAGAGCUACAUUUGAUCAGAGAUCUGAUGGAUCCAACGACCUCAGGAGGCAUGUACGACUUCCUGCUCACAGCAUUGGAGUCCUGCUAUGCGCUCAUCCAGAAAGAAAUACAGUACCACCAGAGCUGGCAUGCAUCGCAGGAUUCAUGAACAUUGCACACCAGAGUCGUCUUCGCACAUUUGGACCAGCCACUGUGUUGCAGCUUCCAUUAGGAGAAUGGAACAAGGAACUCAUAACAGUUGCUGCUAUGUUGCAUUUUUGUUUCCUAUGGGAAUGGGUGUUUAGAAAAAAUUUUAGGCCAUUUUUUUUAUUGUCAGUGGAAGUAUGAGGGGGGGUUCUUGGUUUCUGCAUGUGACUAACUCCAAGUUCUGAGCUUCCGACAUGUGCAAAGAGGGCGUUAUUUUAUGGUAAAGGGGUUAAUCCUAUGUUUUGUAGGAAUCGACAGUAAAUCUCCUUUGAAUGCCGCCACGACCAGUAGUUUGUAAUCUUUUGUUAUGGUCAAUGGAAUUUUAAGCCCAAUUCAAGUCAGCUUGACCACGAUUUCUUGCAUUGCCCCUGUAAGUAGUCACUUUCUCUCUUAGAAAUUCCCAUUUCUCUUCUGUUUUGCAAGGGAAAUACCGUCUUCUGACUUCCAAAUGCACAGCCAAGUGUACGUUGGAAGCCACUUGAACUGGUGCUUGCUUGGUUCCUGGGAUAUUGUGCCUUGAUGCUGUACCUUUCUGGAAAGCAAGUCAAGGACUUCUUGGUAAUCUCAUUUAUUGGCAUGCUGUCAGUAGCUUCUCCCACCAUGAAUACCAUCUCAAUUCAAUUAACCUUCUAUUGCAUUGUUUUGGUUGACAUUAGCACCGAACGGGUGAACCUACUACCCCUGUGUAAGGAAGAAAUAUGCCUACCAGCAGGACAGCUGUUAAUGGUGGCUGAUUUUAACAUUAUUUCCACUACAUACCCCAGGGUGGAUUGGGAAGUCAAGAGUAAGCUGAGCCUCAGCAGUAGUUGGUAGCACGGCAUGAACCGCUUUGCUCAAGCCUGGGUGGCACAAAAGCAGGCCGUUCGAGCCAAGCAGUCCCUGCAGUAUGGCCGGCAGUCACUAGGCUCAACUCACUCCUGCCAACAGCCCAACUGGGAAAUUCCUCGAAGUUGAAGGGCCAAGCCCCCCAACACAUUCUACUUUAUGUUUAAAGUUGCGAAAGAGUUUUAAUCUCCAUCCCCCUCCACUUUAAAGAUCAGUUUCUUGAAUGGAUCUCCUUUGGAAGGUGGUGAUCUUGUGACUCCAAAGUGCAGCAGAAGAGAAAAACAUUAUUGUAGCUGUGAGGUGCAGUUACACACCACACCCACUGGCAGUAUUUCAGGCAGGUGGGUUGGGAAUUACGUUUUUCUGUUCUGCUCAUUUACUGCGUACCACCCUCCCCUGCUGUUCUUACUGAAAUACAGACUACAAGCAGAACCACAGUCUAAGGGGCUGUAUGGAGGCACUUCUAGGCACAGUCUUAUUAUGGAUUUGCAAAACUAGAUUUUGGAGUGCUUUUUGGACCAUUCUGGCUCAGGUUCUUUGAAUUGGCCCAUUUCUGCUGAACUGACUAAAUUUCAUAGCUGCUUUUUAACUUAUGAACGGACCCAGAAUCCGGUGGUGUGAAAAAUUUUAUACGGGAACUGACAAAUUAACAAACGCUUGGUCUUGUUUUUAUUGAAGAAUGUUGAAAGUAUUGCCAAGAAGCUCGGCUUAGUGCUCAGCCCGGGUCUAAGCUCAGUCAGUGUUUGAUCCAUUGGCCUUGCCAUUUCCGAAAGUAUGAAAGUAUUGGAAGUAUGAAAAUGCUAAUUUUAUCAAAAUGGGAAAAAAGCGUACGCUUAUGUCAUUUUUAGUUUCUUUUUUUAAUGAGCGUGGAGACCAUGUAAAAUUCGACAUCGCUGCCUCAUUUGUGGUAUAAAUGCACUGGGUAAAAUAUUUAAUACGUUAAUAUUGAGAUUUAUUAUAAUUAACUUUCUAUUGAAAUAAAUCUUGCUAUGUUGUUUUGGAGAUUG